This is a messenger RNA of Talpa occidentalis (Iberian mole), 2640 nucleotides long. RefSeq names its product CDP-diacylglycerol--inositol 3-phosphatidyltransferase (gene CDIPT). Lineage: Eukaryota; Metazoa; Chordata; Mammalia; Eulipotyphla; Talpidae. The record is from RefSeq and is a predicted model, not a curated record. Gene Ontology annotation, cellular component: Golgi apparatus; membrane. Gene Ontology annotation, biological process: phosphatidylinositol biosynthetic process. The transcript is spliced from 6 exons. Bases 118 to 759 code for a protein of 213 amino acids. Gene Ontology annotation, molecular function: CDP-diacylglycerol-inositol 3-phosphatidyltransferase activity.
GGUCCUGCGCGCAGUUGGCGCGGCCGAUGCGCAGGGCCGGAGGGUGAGAGCGCGGCGGGGCGUGGACUGCGCUGGCACCUCUAAGAUCCGGCCCUGGGAGGCAGAGGGACCGCCGCGAUGCCGGAGGAAAAUAUUUUCCUGUUCGUGCCUAACCUCAUCGGUUAUGCCCGGAUUGUCUUCGCCAUCAUUUCUUUCUACUUCAUGCCCUGCUGCCCCCUCACGGCCUCCUCCUUCUACUUGCUCAGCGGACUUCUGGACGCUUUCGAUGGAUAUGCUGCUCGAGUCCUUAAUCAAGGGACACGGUUUGGGGCCAUGCUGGACAUGCUGACAGACCGUUGCUCCACCAUGUGUCUGCUCGUCAACUUGGCCCUGCUCUACCCUCGAGCCACCCUUCUCUUCCAGCUCAGCAUGAGCCUGGAUGUGGCCAGCCACUGGCUGCACCUCCACAGCUCUGUGGUUCGAGGCAGUGAGAGUCACAAGAUGAUCGACCUGUCUGGAAACCCAGUGCUCCGCAUCUACUACACCUCCAGACCUGCUCUCUUUACCCUGUGUGCCGGGAACGAGCUCUUCUACUGCCUCCUCUACUUGUUCAAUUUCUCCGAGGGACCUUUAGUUGGUUCCGUGGGUCUUUUCCGAAUGGGCCUCUGGAUCACCGCACCCAUUGCCUUGCUCAAGUCCCUCAUCAGCGUCAUCCACCUGAUCACAGCCGCCCGCAACAUGGCUGCCCUGGAUGCAGCAGAUCGUUCCAGGAAGAAGUGAUCCUGGAACCUCCAGCCCCUGGUGUCCUACCUGCCCUGGGAGUCUGGCUUAGCCACGUGGCUCCCUUCUCCCUCUGGGAGUUCCCAGGCCCACAUCUUCCUACUGUGUUGUCCAGCCUGCUGGGAAGGGGUCAGCCUCUUCCGUGAUGUCAUGUUCUCCGUGAUCCUGCGGACUGGUCCCACCCUGUGAUCCCCGAGGACCUGGACUUAAGAUCAGGAAGGAUACUCAGGUGGCCCCGCCCAUGCGAGCAGUGCUCCCAGGGUGCCAGGAGGCCUGAGGACUGGGCAUUGUCUCUCCGCUGGCUCAAUCUUGGGGUCUGGUUUGGCCCAAGACUUUAAGACCCUUGGGAAAGGGAGGUAGGGUGGGGCCAGGUUUCCCAAAAGGAGGGGACCUCUGUCCCUGGCCAGAGGAAGCCUAGGUGCCAUACCUUGGAGAGAAGGGGCUGUGUAGAUCCUUCCGCAUUGCCAUCUCCUGUCUGUCUUGGCACAAUAAAACCUGGGCUUCACUCUUUUGCACUUGGUUUCCUUUGAGAAACUCUUGGACCAGGGCCUAGGUGAAGGGGAGCUUGGAGAAAAGGAAGAUCCAUCUGGAUACUUUUUCCCCUUUGUACUGACUGGCUCCUUCCCAUCAUCCCACAGAGAGAGGCCUCUCUGCUACCAAGCUCAUGCCAUGUCCUCUUGGCCACCUGCUUUAUUUUCUAUUCGACCCUGUCACUGGCUGUCCACGUGUAUUCAUAUAUCUGAUAUUUUCUGUCCACACAAGACUGUAAGUUUCACCAAGGCACAGACGUUUCUCAUUCCUUCUCUAGCCCUACAAUGAAGAGUAAUCUUAACCUGGCAUAGAGUAGCUGCUUAAUAAAUAUUCACAAAUAGAUCAAUUCGUUUCUCAGAGUGCAGUCCUUAGACCCCUGUAGCAUGUUUCUUAAAAUUCAGCUUCUUGGCUGCUGUGCCAGACCUGUCACCCUGUGUGGAUCAGCUCAGAAAUGUGCAGUCUUAAUAGAUUCCAGGUGAUCGAUCUCUCCCCAUUGAGAAUGGAUGUCCAUUCUUAAAAUCGUCGGAACUCCGCUAUACCAAAUACCCCUAUAGGGAACACCCCUAUAAACAUCACUCUGGGCUUCUGUCCCUAACAACCCUACCAUUUGAGUUUUCUCUGUCUGACACCAGCAUUCUUUUUAAAACUAUCUUGGGCCUGCCAUAUGCCAGAUUCCAUGCUGAGCCUUCAUGGCAGAUGUUACUCAUUUUAUCCUCAUCAUAGCUUAGCCAGGAGGCCCUCAUGUCAGGAAAAGCUGCACAUUGGGCCACUCCUAUGCCAGUCCCCGGGGGACUCUGGUCACCAGGGCUACGGCUUCCCAGCCCUCUUGAAGGUUAUGGGGCAGGAAUGGGAGGUGCUUGUUGGGAAGAUGGAAGCAGAAAGUGCUGUGGCACUGCACUUAGGUUUUGGUGAAGGAGUGGGUAUUUUAGGUAGGCAGCUGGAAGAGAUGGAGCGGGCAGAGGAGAGGAUUGAUUCUCAGCCCAGGGAGCGGGGGAGGCCAGAGAGUACCCUAGGCAUUUUCAGAAAUGAAAAUAGAAAUAGAUCGAUGUGGCUGGAACAUUCUGUGCUGGAGAGCUGGUGAGAUGAGGCAGAAGCUGCUAGGAUGGAUGAGUCCUGUGGGAUGUUUGGCCUUUGUCCUGAGAGCCACUCAGAGCCACCAAAGAAAUCUUUUCAAAAUAAUAGGUGAAAUAUUCACAUGGUAAAAAAAAUUUCAGUUGUACACAUUAUAAAAAGAUGGCAAAGUCUCUUGUCACCUCCAGGUCACAGUUCUCCCCAGAGGCAACCAGCGCUGCUCAUUGCUUAUGUGUCUGUCAAAAUAAAUUCUUCAGGGCUAUGCAUAUAUAUAUUUCA